AUGGAUUCUUCUCACGUCAUGAGACAACACUUUCUCUCGUUGAAAAGACAGUAUAGGAAUAGUAUCAAAGCUGCCAAGUCAUCUAAAGUGCUUGAUAUUAUAAAUAAGUCUGCUAAUAAAACCAAGACUGUCUGGGAGAUAGUAAAUGAAAAUAGAGGCUUGAGGAAACCAUCUUCUCAUAUUUUCAACAUCAAGGAUGAGAGUGUAAUCGAUAGGGUUGUGAAUGCAUUAGACAAAGGAGCAUCGGCCUCUGGAGUCUUCUUUGAUCUGCGGAAAGCUUUUGAUAUGGUAUCUCAUGAUUUAUUGCUAGAAAAGCUUGACAACAUUGGAGUACGAGGAGUAACGAAUUCAUGGUUGUCUUCUUAUCUCAGGGGACGAAGAUUCAAGGCAGAGUCAGAAGAAGCCAUGAGAUAUCGCAUGUCGGACACGUUAGAUGACAAUACUACCCCAGAUCAACAGAACAAGUGA
This is a messenger RNA of Macrosteles quadrilineatus (aster leafhopper), 468 nucleotides long. RefSeq lists its product as uncharacterized. The record is from RefSeq and is a predicted model, not a curated record. The coding region runs from base 1 to 468 and encodes 155 amino acids. The transcript has 3 exons. Lineage: Eukaryota; Metazoa; Arthropoda; Insecta; Hemiptera; Cicadellidae.